Gossypium raimondii (Peruvian cotton) is the source of this 1332-nucleotide messenger RNA. Its product is annotated as zinc transporter 11. The record is from RefSeq and is a predicted model, not a curated record. Gene Ontology annotation, cellular component: membrane. Gene Ontology annotation, biological process: zinc ion transmembrane transport. Gene Ontology annotation, molecular function: zinc ion transmembrane transporter activity. Lineage: Eukaryota; Viridiplantae; Streptophyta; Magnoliopsida; Malvales; Malvaceae. The transcript has 2 exons. The coding region runs from base 121 to 1113 and encodes 330 amino acids.
UACUUCAGACUAUUCUCUCUUUCUAUAUAUAACCUCUUUUUAUUUUUGGCAGCAUUACUAUAUAUUCUGUUUAACAUGCCAUAAACUGGAAACCCAGAUUUUAGUUUCAACUUGUUUCAAAUGAAAGUGUCGAGUUUUCUCUUCUUCCUCUUCCUAUACCUUUCUCUUUUCCUCUCUGACACCUCCCAUGGCGGCAGUGAUGAUGAUGAUGAUACGGCAAGCAAUAAGAGACAUAACCUACGUUCUAAAUCCCUGGUUCUGGUCAAGAUCUGGUGCUUGAUUCUCGUGUUUGUAGGGACCUUCAUUAGUGGGGUGUCGCCCUAUUUUCUUAAAUGGAACCAGGGUUUUCUGGUGUUGGGAACUCAGUUUGCAGGUGGGGUUUUCUUGGGGACUGCCAUAAUGCAUUUCUUGAGUGAUGCUAAUGAAACGUUCGAGGAUUUGACGACUAAACAAUACCCUUUUGCUUUUAUGUUGACUUGUGUUGGAUAUUUAGUCACUAUGGUGGCUGAUUCUGUGGUUUCUUAUGUGUAUGGCAAAGGAAAGGGUUCAUCAUGUAAUACUUAUGAUUUGGAGCUUCAUGGGACAGGCACCGGGACAGACGCUGCCUGUGAACGGUCCUCAUCGCUCUCUUCUGUGAGUUCUUUCGGGGAUAGUGUUUUGUUGAUAGUUGCCUUGUGCUUCCAUUCGGUGUUCGAAGGCAUUGCCAUCGGAGUUGCGGAGACCGAAGCCGAUGCAUGGAAAACCUUAUGGAUAAUCUCAUUGCAUAAGAUAUUUGCAGCCAUUGCAAUGGGAAUAGCACUGCUCCGAAUGAUCCCCGACCGUCCAUUUUUGUCAUGCAUAGCCUACGCGUUCGCAUUCGCCAUAUCGAGUCCGGCUGGUGUAGCCAUCGGGAUCAUACUCGAUGCCACAACAGAGGGUGUUAUGGCUGAUUGGAUAUUUGCCAUAUCAAUGGGGUUAGCCUGUGGAGUGUUCAUCUAUGUAUCCAUAAACCAUUUGCUAUCUAAAGGUUAUACGCCCCAUAAGACAGUUUCAGUCGACAAACCUCACUACAAGUUCUUGGCUGUCUUGUUAGGUGUUGGAGUGAUUGCUGUGGUAAUGAUUUGGGACAAUUGAACUAAUAAUUUUCAAAUUUGGUACAUUAGCAGUUUUUUUUUUUUUAGUAUAGAAUUGAACCAGGUAGAUCAAGUUAAGUUUGUUUCUAGUCUUCUCCUUUUUAUAUACAAAGAGUUUGUCUCUAGUCUCUGUCAUAGUUGCUCGCGUCCGGCGAUAACCCGUGAGGGGUUUAAGUUAUGUUGGCCUAAAUUUUAGGAUUUGACUCAUGUGUUUGCUUUA